AUGUCUCAAUCACACUUCGAAAGCAACAUCGCCACCAAGCACCUGAAAAAUAAACUCAGGGCGGUACAAGCAAAGAACGCCCCAAACAAGCCAAAAUGGGUCGAUUCGAACCUGAAUCAGCAGCCAGUGUCGACCAAAGGACCUCGGCCGAUGCAGCUCGUUGAGAAAUACAACAAGGACAAACGCGGCUCUUCGUCCAUCCAAAAUACCCCAAAAACCAAAGAGACAAGCGCUCAGAUGCCCGAGAUCACCGCCACACACCCGCAUUGCAGCGGCGCCAUCCAGAACGACUUGCCGAUCCAAAUGGUGGACGCUGAGAAUGGCCAGCAGCUCCCAGACUCCUCUCAUCGCCACGCCCCCGAGCAUCUCCAUGUUCAUGAGGUCACAGGUGCUGAUCGGAUGAACGGUCAAGUUGGGCAGCAAGCCAAUAAUGGAGAACUACCGCCGAUCAAGACAUUCUGGGAGAAGGUCGAGUCUGCCUUGUACCUUUACCAGCUGCGAACUCAUGGUGACAACGAGAGGCACGCCGUAUACCGUGCUAGGGCCAAGAGUUUCUCCAUGUACAAAGCGUUGUGCGUCCUUGUCUCCUUUUCAUGCAGCCUGCUAUUUUCUGUUGCUAUAUUUGCCGCCAGAGACCACGUUCAGCCUCCCUUGAAUCUUCCCUUCAUGUUCGUUUGGAUCAGUAUUAGUGGUAUCGCAGUGCUCUGGGCCAUAGUGGCCAUCAUUAUGAUCCAGUGGUCCAAGAAAGGGCUCAAACACGACUUGGAGGUUGCUCGGAUAGGAGACGCUUUUAAUGCCACCACUGUUGGUGAUGGUGGUUCAGAAGGAUGCUUCGUGAACGGCGUGCGUUAUGAGGGCGAGCAGCCUCCCAAGCCAGACUCUAUCGCGGAUGAAGCACAUCAACCAGCAAACGGUCAAGAAGCCCCGAAGGCUUCUGCUUCUGGUACGCACCCAAGCCUCGAUGUCAUCCGUGAAUCGAAAGGUAACUGGGCUACCAGCACCAAGAAAGAAUUAUCCAAAUUGUCUGGAACACCAGAGUAG
Colletotrichum phormii is the source of this 1041-nucleotide messenger RNA. RefSeq lists its product as uncharacterized. NCBI's taxonomy places the organism in Eukaryota, Fungi, Ascomycota, Sordariomycetes, Glomerellales, Glomerellaceae. The transcript has a single exon. Bases 1 to 1041 code for a protein of 346 amino acids. The record is from RefSeq and is a predicted model, not a curated record.